Molecule: messenger RNA, 2563 nt
Organism: Funneliformis geosporum
Lineage: Eukaryota; Fungi; Glomeromycota; Glomeromycetes; Glomerales; Glomeraceae
Source: the annotation of a GenBank genome assembly
CACAAAUCGAACCAAUGUUUUAUUGUCACGUGCUCGCGAAGGAAUGUAUCUUAUUGGUAACUCAGAGUUAAUGGCAUCGAAAUCCAAAGACAUGUGGGAUCCUAUAAUUCAUAUCUUACGUUCUCGUAAUCAAGUUGGUUUUGGGAUGCCGAUACAAUGUGUUCGACAUCCUCUUAACAAGCAUACUAUCAAAGAACCCGAACAAUUCAAAUUAGUUAGCACAAAUGGUGGAUGCUUUGAUCCAUGUGGCGUAUCAAUGGCUUGUGGACACGCAUGUACUUAUAGGUGUCAUGCAGAUGAUCCUAAACAUAUUAACGUAAUAUGCCAGAAACCUUGUUCAAGAUUGCAUCCAAGAUGUAAUCAUCCUUGUGAUAAGCUUUGUAAGGAGGAUUGUGGAAUAUGUAAUUUUAUCGUCGGGGACAUUACAUUACCUUGUGGACAUGUUGUUCCAGAUGCUAAUUGCAAGCAAAAUUUAAACAAACAUGUUCUCAAGUGUGUGACACGCGUUGACAAAAAAUACCCUCGUUGCGAACACACAAUAACUUUGAUGUGUUAUGAAUCAAUUGAAAAACUUAAAUGUGAAAAUAUGUAUGGAGAUAUUACAUUACGUUGUGGACACGUUUUGCCUAAUGCUACUUGUCGGCAAAAUCGACACAAAAAUGCAAUCCUGUGUAAGGCGCGCGUAGACAAACGGUAUCCUUCUUGUCAUCACACCAUAAACGUCAUGUGUCAUGAAUCGAUUGAGAAUCUUAAGUGUUUUAAUAUUUAUGGAGAUAUUGUAUUACGUUGUGGACACGUUUGGCCUAAUGCUAAUUGUCAGCAAAAUCAAUUCAAAACAUAUCUCCAGUGUAUGAUACGCGUUGACAAACAGUAUCGUUAUUGUCAACAUACAGUGAACGUCGGAUGUUGCGAAUCGGUCGAUAAUCUCAAGUGUAGCAAUAUAUGUGGAAGUGCCUUGUCGUGCGGUCAUAGAUGUACAGAUCAAUGUAUUAAUUGUCAACAGCGUGCAAGAUCAAGAUUAACGAAUGAUAAUCCCCAUGCGAUAUGCAAAGAUAUAUGCAAUAAAGUAUUAUUUUGUGGGCAUAUUUGUAAACGAGAAUGUCAUGAAGGAGAAUCUUGUUUACCAUGUAAGAAUGAUUGUAUGAUAUCUUGUGAACAUACAACAUGUAAUCUAAAUUGUUUAGAACCAUGCGUUAUAUGCGCAAAAGCAUGUGCUUGGGAAUGUACCCAUCAAGGAAAAUGUGAACUAAGUUGUGGAGUUCCGUGUUAUAGGUUACCAUGCAAUAAACGUUGCGAAAAGGAAUUGGAAUGUGGACAUUUAUGCCCCGGCGUUUGUGGUGAAGUUUGUCCUCCUAAAAUUUAUUGUAUUACUUGUGCUUCUGAGGAUAUUAAAAGUCAACAAGAACCACCACCAGAUUUUAGGAAAGGCAUGAAGUUUGAUGAGAUAUAUUGGGAUGUUGAAAGAAUGAUCGUUCUUUCUUGUGGUCAUUAUUACACAAUGGAAUGUUUGGAUUACUAUAUGGAAAUCGAAGAAUAUUAUAACGGGUCUACAAAAGGAGGAUGGACGUCAAUUAAAACACUCUCAAUAAAGCCAGCAAGUGAAAAAACAUGUCCCGCAUGUCAAUUUCCGAUUAAAAACAUCAAAAGAUAUGGCAGAAGAAUUAAGAAAUGUAUAUUGGAUGUACAAAAUAGAAAGUUUAUCCAAAAAUAUGAUCGUAAAUUAAAAAAUAUUUCCAAUCAGAUUAUAUCAUUUAAUAAUAAUGCAGAGAGAAACAAUCUGAAAAUUCAAUUGAAAAAGGUUUCUAGUACUGAUCCAAGACCUAAAGAUGAGAUAUUUAAAGAGGUUAAUGUUUUAGAUGAUGUCUUGUCUGAACUUACUCCAUAUCAGUAUUUUAAUAAUGUUGAAAAAUAUCAUGGAUUUGAACCUAGCAAUGCGACAGUUUGGAUUCCUCACGUUAACAAAUUGUUGAAUAUUUAUCAAGAUUUGAGUUUAAUUAUUCUUGACGCCAAAAAUCCUCCUCACAAAAAUGCAUUUGAAGCUUCUAUUUCCAUGAAUCAGGGAAGAGACUUAACAUCACUUUCUGGAUUUUCGGUUUCAAAGAUGGAACAAAGAAUUUAUUUAGAUGCAUUUUUCGAAAUUAUAAAUAUUCAGAAAAUUUUAUUUCAUGAAAUUUUAUUUAUAAUUGGAGAGGUCCCAAGGCAAUCUAUCUUUAGUUAUAUAUUCCAUAAAGUAGUAGAAGUUAAAUAUACCUGGCAGAAAUUUGCAGAAAAGUUACAACGAACAAUUCAAAGUCAUUUGAAUACCAUUAAAGAAACAGCCGAGUCGUUACGUUAUGAUAGACAUUUAUUGUUGUCUAGAGUUGAAUUACUAGAAUCUGAAAUUAAGUUGCUUAUAUUUCAAUUAAAAUAUCCUCAAGAGGGAGUAAAGGAUAAUGAUAAAUUGAGAAUCAAACAACAAUUUGGGGGUAUGCAACAAUCAAUUUUGAAUAUUAAGACAAGUGAUGUAUAUAUUCAUGUUGCUGAUAAGGAAUUUAAAAAUGGCUUGGAAGAGAGAUUGUCUUAA